Brassica oleracea var. oleracea is the source of this 809-nucleotide messenger RNA. RefSeq lists its product as uncharacterized. Gene Ontology annotation, molecular function: RNA nuclease activity. The record is from RefSeq and is a predicted model, not a curated record. Gene Ontology annotation, biological process: regulation of gene expression. Bases 53 to 718 code for a protein of 221 amino acids. Gene Ontology annotation, cellular component: peroxisome. NCBI's taxonomy places the organism in Eukaryota, Viridiplantae, Streptophyta, Magnoliopsida, Brassicales, Brassicaceae. The transcript is spliced from 3 exons.
AUAGGUAUUCUUCUUAUUCUUCUUUCGACGCCGCUCAACGUUCGAUCUCUCUAUGGAAACAGCAAACACAGGCAUUUUCUGGUAUGUGGAUGAUUGUCCAAUACCAGAAGGUCUCAGUGCUUUGAAGGUGUCUCAGAACAUGAGAUUGGCUCUGUCAAAGUUGAAUUAUAGUGGUAAGGUGUUUAUCCAUGCUUAUGGUGAUUCUCAAAAAAUCUUGGAAGACCUAAACCCAUCAGGAGAUGAAACUCUAGAUUUUGGCAAAGCAUCCAUUAGUGAUGUGAAGCCAGCAGUGUUUGUCAAACAUACACCCGGUAAUUUUGAUUAUCGUGGUACUACAGCUAUUUAUACUCAAGAUGAUGAAUCAACACCUCUAUUUAUGCUCCAUCACUCAUCAGGAGAUAAAGAUGCGAUGCUUGGGAGGAUUUUAGUAGACUUUAUGAUAUGGGCAAUUGAUAAUCCUGCACCAGCAAAUAUUAUACUAGUCUUGGGAAGCAACAUGUCAAGACGUCAGCAAGAAUUCAAAAAUGCUCUUCUCCAAGUUAAUAUGCUACGUUACAACAUCCAUUUUGCGUAUCCUCAAAACGCAACAUGCCCCUCUCUUCCUUCUGUUCAUAUCAAAUGGCUUUGGGAAAGUCUAUCAAGUGGAGGUAACCCUGAGGAGGAGGAGGAGGAGGAAGAGGAGGAAGAGGAGGAGGAAGAGGAGAAGAAUGAGGAUUAGUUUAUUUAGUCUUGUUUGAGUGUAAUAUCUCAGUUUACUCAGCCUUGUCUUUUUAUAUGUGAUGAAAUGAAACUGCCAACUUGCUUGAAAA